UGAAAAGAGUGUAGGGAUUUAAGGGAUGAUAAGAAUGUAGGGAUUUAAGGAAUGAAAAGAAUGUAGGGAUGAUAAUAAUGUAGGGAUUAAAGCAAUGAAGAGAUGUAAGGAAUGUAGGGAUAAAAAGAAUAUAGGGCUGAAGAGAAUGUAGGGAUGAAAACAAUGUAGGGCUGAAGAGAAUAUAGCGCUGAAAAGAAUGUAGGGUUGGAGAGAAUGCAGGGAUGUAACGGAACGAGGGACGUAAAGGAAUUCCGCUUUGUGGUUUUCCGCUUUUCCCGGAAGAAUGCUAUCCUCGAACCGGAAGCAAAGGUCGCAACUUAAAUUAUAAAAAUUUACAGAAAAUGAACCUUCGGACGAGUGCCGACCAGUGCCAUGGUCGCACCCCUAUCAAAAGUCGCCACAGUACAAUUUCAAAAUCCCGUGAAAACAAAAGCCUGUGUAGUCUUAUUUGAUCUGUAGCAAUUUGUAGUGAUCUGUAGUCGUUGCAACAAUGCUUUGUCAUGACUUAAAACAUUGGAAAAUUUUUAAUACAUUAGAACCCGAGUUUAUGUCGAAGAUUCAUAUAGCUGUCGUGUAUGGCGAUUUAGGUGAUAAAGCUUUAAUCGUAACAAACGAUGACAUGGUAUACGCUAUAGGAACUAAUGCAAAUUCAUGUCUUGGAACUGGUAAUAAUAGCGAUACAUUUAAUCCAAUCACAAUUGCACAAUUAUGUAAAAAAAAUAUAAAAACCUUUGCGUUUGGCAAAGAUCAUGUUCUGGCUCUUACAAAGCAAGGACCGGUAUAUUCUUGGGGAAAAAGGGAUCAUAACCGUCCACAAUGUUCAUCUUCAUAUCAUGGAACAUCUGUAACACCAUCUAUUAUGAUAAAUACUCUAUCUGAUGAACAUAUUGUGAGUAUAGGUUGUGGAACUUAUCACUCUCUUGCAUUGACAAAUAAAGGAAAGGUAUAUGCAUGGGCAUGUGCUGACAGUACAAGAAAAACAUAUCCUGUUUUAAAUGAUGAGAUCAUUGUUUGUUGUGCUUGUGGUAAGGAGUAUAGCAUGGUAGUUACAAUUAAAGGAGAAGUUUAUGGUUGGGGUGAAAAUAAAGUUGGCCAGAUAGGUGUUGGUAACUAUUGUGAUGUAGAGAGUCCUCGCAAAGUAAUAGCACUAAACGGUGUUGUAAUUGAAAAAGUAGUUUGUGGUUACAUGCAUACCCUAGCUUUGAGUAAUGAAGGAGCUUUGUAUGUAUGGGGUGGGAACAGUUCUGGACAAUUAGGUCAUGGUUCUACAUUGGAGAAUAAUUCCGUUCCACUUAAGUUGGAAGUAGAAGCAAUGGGAAGAGUACGGGAUAUAGCGGCUUUGCAUUGCAGUCAUAUAAGUGUAGCUAUGGGAAAAGAGAACCGAGUGUUUAUCUGGGGACAGUGUCUAGGACAGAACAUCAUAGCCCCAAGAUGCACACCAUUACGAUAUUUACACGACGCUUUUGCGUAUUAUGCGUGGCCUAGGGUAACAUAUCAGCCGCUCCUUUUUAAUAAAAAAGGUUUAAGUUUAUCGAAUAAUUUGGAUGAAGCGUUUGACGAUCAAGUCACUAGUGAUUUCAUUAUUAAAGUGCAAGGAAGAUCCAUUUAUGUGCAUAAAGCAAUUUUGAAAAUACGUUGUCAAUACUUCAGAACAAUGUUUCAGGACAAUUGGGCAGAGAAUACUAAAAGUGAUAUGUCAAUCGAUAAAUUUUCUUACGAAGUAUAUAAAUUAUUUCUAAAAUAUUUAUAUACCGAGAAAAUUAAUGCAGUUUCCGACUCCGAACUAGUGGAACUUCUGGAGUUAGCCGAUAUGUACCUCGUAAGUCACUUAAAAGAACAUUGUAUACAGAUGUUGAUGAAAAAAGUUACAUUGGAAAACAUAGCUUUUUUUUAUACUAUAUCUUUUAAAUAUCAUACUAAGGAACUAGAGAAAUGUUGCUUCAAAUUUGCAUUGAAUCAUAUGACUGCAGUAAUCCAAAAUCCAGAUUUUCUGGAGAUGGAUAAAAAAAUUCUAAACUGUUUUUUAAUUGAAGCUGCCCGAGCUGGUGCUUUUAAAACAUAGGUUGUAAUGUUUAUUAUAUGAAUAACACAAUGCAAUUUUUGUUCUGGUUGGAGAGGAAUGCGACACACCAUUCCAAGAGAGAGAGAGAGAGAGAAUGUACAGAUUUAUAUAGACAUUUAUGGAUUAUCUCCAAUAAAAAUGUGAUUACAAUUACAAAAAAAGACUAGACGAGAUUUUGUUCUCGAGGGAUUAUUAUUUUAGAGGUUCCAGGCACCCUUCUGCGUUAUUAUAAUAGGAAAAAUGAAUGAUUGGUCAUAACAUCUCUAAAGGGAUUUAUAUUGAUAAAUAAAACAUAAAACUUUUCUUAAAACUGAUUUUGAAUGCAACAAUAUUAUACCGCAAAUAUAUACAUAUAUAUUUAUAA
Messenger RNA from Osmia bicornis bicornis, 2426 nucleotides. RefSeq names its product RCC1 and BTB domain-containing protein 1-like. The coding region runs from base 491 to 2062 and encodes 523 amino acids. Gene Ontology annotation, molecular function: protein binding. NCBI's taxonomy places the organism in Eukaryota, Metazoa, Arthropoda, Insecta, Hymenoptera, Megachilidae. The record is from RefSeq and is a predicted model, not a curated record. The transcript is spliced from 10 exons.